CGCAGGCCACUGGCACUUCGCCAUUGAAGGGAGCGAAUUACAAGAAAAAAGCAGUGUUCAAAACUGUGUCUCUCUCUCAGGGUCAGCUUGCUUAGUACUGGAUCUGUUCAGCUGCAGGGACAGGCGACCAUAGAUUAGUGCUCGUUCGCAGGAACGUUUGCAAGCAUGGUCUUGUGAAGAUAUUUGCAGUCCGGAGAAGUGCGGUGGGAUUGUUCGUGUGUUCUUCGCAUACACUUUGGUCAAUGGUGUCAGGUUUGAAUUUUUCAGGCUCCACAACAAUUCUAGCAUUCGAGGAUUGGUCAUGAUAGCAAUCCAGUUAAUAAUAAGUAAUUAGUUCACGAAAGACCAUCCCGCCGCAUAGUGCUUGCAGUAAACCAUGCCUGAGUGUGAGAACGCAUGGUCAACGAGCAGCUAGUGUUCCGACACUCCUAGCUAGCGAUCCAACAAGCGAGCAUAUCGCCUAUCCCAAUUGGCCCAACCCAGGGUCAGGCAGGCGAGGGCGCAACCGGUGAUCUAAAAAAGGGCUAUCCCUUGGACUGGGUGCCGGCGUGGGUUGCCCAAACUACCGAAGAUGAAGACCAGCAGAAGUCAGCGUAGUGCGUGCAGGUGCUCCGGAAGAUCUGUGUCACUGUGCGGAGGAGUCACUUCUACUCUGUCUGUAUGGAUUACGGUGUUCGUGGCUGGUCAAUGCACAACUACUACUGUGCUAGCGCAGAGUGCAGAUGAGCCAGAUUCAGGAGGCUCCUCCAGCGGCAAUGUACUGCUUUGGAGUCUGGUUGGCGGUAUCCUCGGUCUGGCUUUCAUCUUUGGUGUAGCGUUGUGUGUGCUGGUGGUCUGGAUGAAAGCUAAAGACAGGAGAAUCCGUCGGCACGCUGCCUCCAGAGGCUCCUCAAUGGGCUUGCUAGACACCCGGAGUAGGAAUAUGUCCACUUUGUCAUCCAUCUCCACCAACGCUGAUCCCAACACGCCGUGGCGAGAUCAACUGUCACGCUCAGCAGAGACAACCAUGACGUCCGUGGACGGCAGCCUAUCAACUCUGGCCCUUCAAGGGUCCGAAGUCCUGAUACAGAAAGCACGUCUGCAGCCGCAGCCAGCACCAAACAUUGUCCUGACCUUUCGCCAAUCACCUGGAACAGGCGCGAAAAGUGCCACCAUGCCUGUUGAAAAGAACAAGCAUGGCGUAAAUGACGUGGAGUCUACAUCAGCGUUCUCCGCACACGUUGCAAGCGCAAUAGCAACUGCCGAUGCGGACAGGAACAGCCAAGACAUGGAAUUGAUUUGGCCUGCAAGAAUGACACCCCUAGCGGAAACAUCACGGGAAUGCAGUCGAGACUCAACCCUUCAAAAGCCUUCCUCCGGUGGCAGUUCUCUGGCCCGAGCAAGCAACACGAGCACCCGGAAUCCGUCCAGUUUAUCGCGAGGGGGAACAGCAGAGAAGGUAGCCAACGAGCUGAAGGAGCAAAUAAGCACCGGCGCAAUCAGUGAACUGGCUACCGAUGGUGAUGCGACGCACACUACGGCAGGCACUGGUGUUAGUGAUAUGCACGGAGGCCAGCCAUUACCAGUGACAAGCACUCCGAUACCGCCAACUGCUGCAGCUGCUGCUGCUGCCACUGCUGCUGCUGAUCAAGACAGUGCUGGGCAGCAGGGCAGGAAGGAAAGUGUAGUCAGCGUGGACUAUCCAGAAAAUGACGCCAUUGCUGUCGGCCAUCUAGACAGCCUUCAGCGGGCGCUGAACAGAGAAAUGAUCGAUACCGGUGAUGAUAUCUUUGAUCAAGACGAGGCGCAUGUUGACACGACUCGUGACCAUGCCUUGAAGUUUAUAACUCCUAUCAGCAUGAUGCAUGGCAGCGUCGGCGAUGUGCCUGAAGAGGAUGAAGCGCGUGUCGGCGCACAGGAUCGAAACGAUGACACGACACUAGUCAGCGUGACUCAUGAUGAUGUCACUGGUUUGGAUGACACUAACGAAGCACAGUGUGGUGGUGCUGAUACUACCAAGAGUACAGGUGGUACUGACGUCGUAACAGCAGCGGGAGGAGUGACGGUGGAGCUAGGGCAGCAGAGCAAACCAGCUGACAGCGCCUACGCUGAGAAUGGGCGCAGUGCAGUGGAGUUAUCCACCUCAACACCAGUACCAGCAACAGCAACAAUGAGCGAGAGUACCACGCCAUCGCAGACAUUGCAGGAUUCGGCAAGCGGAGAAAUCGCAGAUAGUGCGUAUGAGGACUACACGGCUGAGGAUACCGGGAUGUCGUUUGGUCUGGACGUGGAGCUGUGGGAAGCAUCGGAAGCGCAGGACGAGCCAGAGCAGGACGAGGUUUGGGACGUGAUACACGGCUUCUAUGAUCACUCAGCGAGUAAGCUACGUGCAGCCACCAUGGUGUCGGACAGGAGCAAUGUGGAUGAAGACUUGGAGCAGUUGAACAUGUCCAUCGAUACACUACAAACACUGCGAAGACUUGAAGCUAAGGAGCGGAAAGCAGCAAAGAACAUGAACAGAAAGUCUACACCAAUCGUACACACGCAUGACGUGCCAUCCGUGCUGGACAUCUUUGGGGACAGAGGAGAAGGUGCCGAGACUCCAGAGGUGACGCCAAUGGACACACCACUCGGCACACAGCCAAGAGGACGAGCUCAGUCAACACCUACUGGCACGAGUGCAGCAGCCAGCAACCAGAGCAGCCUCUCCAAAGUAGUUGACAAUGCCGAAAAGGACUUCCUGGAAGCACCGGUGUUUCGAACACCAACAAUUAACGAAGUCUCGGACACAAGUGAGAACCAAGCCAGCGGUUCAUUGUUUGUCAACCCUAUGUACACGCCAAUAUCACAGACUUGACAAGCAACAGAGAAUGACUAUCCGCUCCAUCACUCUCCAGCAACCAGCAACGCGGAGGAGGAUUUAUGACUGGCAUGGUAUCAGUGGACACUGGAGACACACUCACACACUGGCAUUAGCAGGGUGUACAUGCUCUGUGUGACCUGUACGCCAAAGAAAUACGGCCCACUACUAAGUCAUGAUUGCUAUAGCAUGGGUCCUGGAAGACGUGUGAUCCAUCAAUACUCAGUGUGUUCAGUACAAGCAGCGGCAGUAGCAGCACCACCACCAGUAGCAGCAGCAGUUGUCGGCCAGCUCCAGUGCAAAGCACCACUGGAAUGCGUGUAUACCAACCAACCCCAGGAAGCAUGCUAAAUGCAAGUCCUUGUUGCUAACAGUUGUUCGAGAUGGCAUGGGCCGAUGGGCGAUAUGAGCUCAGGCACAAUGAAUGUGAUAAACGUUUCACCUUCGUAUCCAGAGUAAACUUGAUUUGAAGUGAAAUUCGAACUACCAUCUUGGUGACUACUGAUGGCUGACGAUUUCGUAACCGAUUACUUUUGGAUAUCCGCCGGAACACAAUAACUUGAUCUAACAAUGACUGAGAGAGACCCUGCCAGCAUGUACAUGUAUUACUUGAUCAAACUCACUACCUUGAUAGGACAUUCAUAGCCUUUUCUAAUCAUCAGUGCCUGUAAACGCUAACGAAGCCACUUUAUACACAUAUAUAACUCUUCACUUUUUUUAAACUCCAAAACGGUCUCUUCACUGCGAAAAACUUCACAUUUCACGACAUUUCCGAGCCUGGCUCAACAUCAGGCCAAUGGCCAGGGUGAUCAACAGACUGUUUUAGAAACAGGCUGGACCUCUCCUAUUUCCCAUAUUUUCUAAAACAUUCUCUACUCUAUCCUAUCAGCGUAGCACCGUGGAGACCCCAAAGUUGUCAAAUAUUAUCGGAUAAACUACGAGUCGCACAUGCAGUAAAAAUCUUACUUCCCCACUUUCA
Molecule: messenger RNA, 3818 nt
Organism: Sycon ciliatum
Lineage: Eukaryota; Metazoa; Porifera; Calcarea; Leucosolenida; Sycettidae
Exons: 17
Coding region: 572-2836 (754 amino acids)
Source: RefSeq, a predicted model, not a curated record